Bufo gargarizans (Asiatic toad) is the source of this 5372-nucleotide messenger RNA. RefSeq names its product cadherin related family member 5 (gene CDHR5). Gene Ontology annotation, biological process: homophilic cell-cell adhesion. Gene Ontology annotation, molecular function: calcium ion binding. Gene Ontology annotation, cellular component: membrane; cell-cell junction. Lineage: Eukaryota; Metazoa; Chordata; Amphibia; Anura; Bufonidae. The record is from RefSeq and is a predicted model, not a curated record.
UCCAUAAAAGAAACUAACACCCUACCCACACAGGAACAGCCACUUCUAUUUGGAAAAUCGGGACCCUCCUAUCAAAAAUGGGGCCCCUUUUGGCCCUAUGUAUUCUUCUUUUGAUCCCUAUGGGAUGUUUAUCACAAGCUUGUAGGCCUGAUAACGAAACUCCAGCUAUUAGGGAAGAUGAAAAACCCGGUACAGUGGUGACAGGAUUAAUUAUUAAUCCUGGGCAUACAGUGGAAGUUAACUCAACUAAAUUUGGAAUAAUUGGAACAAAUUUGGUUUUAACUGAAGAAGUAGACUAUGAGGUGGAAACAUUCAUAAGAGUGACUCUUAUCUGCAAAAAUAAUGGCCAGAUUGUUCCUGGAGGAACCGUUUAUAUACAAAUUAUUAAUGUCAAUGACAACGCACCCGUCUUCAAGGAAGUGAGCUAUAAUUUCAGUAUUCUUGAGAAUCUGCCAAUGAACAGCGCCCUUGGUCCAGCAAUACAAGCUGAAGAUGCCGAUAUGGAUACCCUCUACUAUGAGCUCAUUGGGAAUGAUACGGCUGCUGGUUAUUUUAGAUUGUCUUCUGUAACAAAUCCAGUCUUACUACUGAAUAGGUCUCUGGAUUAUGACCUGCACCCCCACAUACGGCUGAAUCUCACUGCACGGGACACUGAAUUUCCUGACGUUCAUCCCAGUUUCACAGCUACAACAUCUAUAAUUAUUGACAUCAUUGAUGCAGACGAUAAACCACCUUUCUUCCAGCCCUGCAGGCUGAUAGGCACGAAGAUCUGUAUUAGCAAUGGCUACACAAGUAGCGUUAACCGUUCUGAACAAGCAACUGAGCCGCUACAGCUGAUGCCUGGCCCUCUAUAUGCUGUUGAUGGAGAUUAUGGCAUUAAUGACCCUAUUUCCUACAGUAUUAUCAGUGGCAAUGAGAACAGUAUAUUUUCUAUAGAUACGGGAAACGGAAACAUAACAAUGGACAAGUCAGUAGACACCUUAAGGACAAUCCUGCUGCAAGUUAUGGCUUAUCAGUCUAAUGAUAUACAGAAAUAUGCCACCACCACAGUCCAGAUUGAAGUAAAGGAAAAGAAUAAUUACCCUCCAAUAUUUCAAAUGUCCAAUUACUAUGGAACUAUCCCUACAAAUACAGAUAUUGGAAGUUUUGUUCGUAAUUCUAGUACCAGGAGUAAAUCACUCCAAGUAUUUGCCUCUGAUAGAGAUUUUCCAGAUGGUUUUAAUCCAGCUGUCAUAUAUAAGGUAGAGAACAGCACGGAUUUUACCGUUCUUCGCGAUGGAUACAUAUUGACUAGCUCUGUUUUCAACUCUCCUGGCACCACUGCGUUCCUAGUGAGUGCAACUGACGGUGCAACGUCUGAGAGGACCACAACUCUGGUUACAAUAGAAAUCACCCAAACACUCACCACUACCACAAGUACAACAACAAGCACCACUAAAGCCACAACUCACUCUACUCCAACAACAAUCAGCACCACUUCUGGAACAGGUACCACUACAACUACUACUCCUUCUACUCAGACAACGACCAGCACGACUGCUGGAACAGGUACCACUACAACUACUACUCCUUCUACAAGGACAACAACCAGCACGACUGCUGGAACAGGUACCACUACAACUACUACUCCUUCAACACGGACAACAACCAGCACGACUGCUGGAACAGGUACCACUAAAACUACAAUUCCCUCUACUCAGACAACAAAUACUGCUACUGGGACAGGUACCACUACAACUACAAAUCCAUCUAGUCGGACAACAACAAGCACCACCACUGGAACAGGUACCACUACAACUACUACUCCUUCUACUCAGACAACAACAAGCACCACCACUGGAACAGGCACCACUACAACUACUACUCCUUCUACUCAGAUAACAACAAGCACCACCACUGGAACAGGUACCACUACAACUACUACUCCUUCUACUCAGACAACAACAAGCACCACUACUGGGACAGGUACCACUACAACUACAAAUCCAUCUAGUCGGACAACAAGCACCACCACAGGAACAGGUACAACCACAACUACUACUCCUUCAACUCGGACAACAACCAUCACCACCACUGGAACAGGUACCACUACAACUACUACUCCUUCUACUCGGACAACAACAAGCACCACUACUGGGACAGGUACCACCACAACUACAACUCCAUCUAGUCAGACAACAACAAGCACCACCACUGGAACAGGUACCACUCCAACUCCAACUACUUGGACAACAACAAGUACCACUACUGGGACAGGUACCACUAGAACUACAACUCCAUCUACUCGGAUAACACCAAGCGGCAUUAGUUCGACAGGUAUCACUAGAACUCCCUCUACUCAGACAACAAAAAGUACCAUUGCUGAAACUGGAACUGUUACAACUUCUCCUACCACAGAAACAGGCACUAUUACAGGGAGUACUACCACUGGGACAGGUAGUACUGCUAAAAAUCCAGAGCCAGGUACUGAAGGAGUAUUGCAGAAUGCUAAUUAUUAUACCACCACUGACAUGGCAAUACUUGGCGCUACCCUGGGAGCUGUUCUUGCUCUGAGUUUGGUUGGACUGGCUUUCCUCAUUUAUAAGCAAUAUGGAAACACAAUACGGAGUAGACUGAUGAAAGACUCAGGAAAUAAUUCUGGAGGAUCUGGAGAUAGACAACUCAUAAAUGAGGAAGAUAAUUUGAGUGUAACACUGCCUUCAAAUCUGGACUUUGGCAUUGAUGGUGACAUAGUCGAAGUGUCCUAUGAAAAUAACCUACUUUCAGCUGCAGCAGUAAGCUCAGUACUUUUAACGAAUGCCCCAGCAGGGAGUCAGUCAUUGGAGGAAGAAGAUGGGGGGUCUGAUUCAGAGGACAAGACGGUAAAAUCCAUCUUAACUAAAGACUUGAAGGAAGAUGGAGGUUACAAGUCAGUGUGGUUUAGGGAGGAUGCUGCUCCACAAGUAAUGGUGAUUGAGGGAGCUGAAAGUGGGGAAGCAAAUGAUGAUGAUACAGAAGAAGAAUUCAGUAAUCAAAAUGGAGACGAUGAUGAGGAUGAGGAUGAGGAUGAGGAUGAAGAUGAACUUAAUCCAACAUUCAGCACUUCAAAUAACAAUGCAAUUAAUUUAAAUAAUAUAACCAUAUUCUAAGAGUCUUUUCAACCAUUGUACUUUAAGAUGACAAGCUUAUGCAAAUAUUAUAUUGUUGUACAAUUGCAUGUUGUGUAUUGCAAGGAUUGACAAUUCUGAACAUUAUUAGUGAUAAUCUACUUUUCUUUGGAGUAUUCAUACUUUACUUUUGUAUGUUUGCCAACAAAGGAUAAGAUCACUAGGGUACAAUCUUCUAUUGUAUUGUUAGAGGUGACAAAAUAGAAUCAAAAUACAUUAAGGGCAACCUGUUAUCUCAUGAUUUCAGUGGUCUGCUAAUGUCUGCAUUCCUUAGUUUUCAAAAAAGUUUGCAUAAUGGCUGUGCUGCACUGUAGAAUCAUAACUGUGAAGGGACGGGUGGUUUUUGGGCUUCCAUAAAGUCUUCCUUGGCCAUAUUAUUCACUGUUUCAGCUGCACAGCUAGAUGCAAUACACUCAGAAGCAGUGGAGUAUCCCCUCUAUAAAGUAUGCCAGCAAUGUACUGCUGUGAAGUACUUUUGUUUACUUCCCACUAUAUUUGUUUUCAGCUCCAGACAGAGCUAGCUCACAGAACAAAUAUGGAGGAGGAAAUCACAGACUCACAGGAAGCUCCUUUCAUCUUCAAAAGCUGUGUAGGAUCUCAGGAUCUCAGCUAGUUCUGAUAUGCCCCCAUUUCCUGUGACCCAUCUUAUGAGUCUGUUACUAGGGAUGGAUCUGGACUGCAAAUUAAGUGCAAGUGAUACCCUUAGUGGACAUAUUUAUGAGCUGCUGCUCCCCCUGUCCAACUGCUGCUGAUUGACAGUAUUCUCUCUAUUUUCUUUUCCUUGGAGAAAACUGUCAAUCAGCAGCAGGUGGGCCGAUGAGCAGGAACUCAUGAAAAAUCCUGAGUCUUCCAAAGCAGAGAUGACAGACCACUGAAAUUGGCAUAUCCGUGAUGACGUUAUGCUGUCCUCAGUGAGGAGGACAAGUUCCCUUAUUAAAUAAUUACCUUUUUUUAAAAAAAAAUCCUUUUCCUUUUCAGUAGUUCUGAGCCAUCUACUUCUGUUUUAUUGAUACUUAAGACACAAUGUAAUAUGAAAUUGCCACCUUUCUCCUCUGUUUAAAGGUGUUCUCUGGGAUUUUCAUAUUCAUGGCCUAUUCUCACGAUAGGUUACCAAUAUGAGAUCAACUCCUGGCACCCCCACCAAUUAGCUAUUUGAGGAAGCCGUGGCGCUUACCAAGCCCAGCACUGUUAAUUUGAUAAUGGCUGUGCUAGAAAUUCCAGCUCAGCCCCAUUCACGUAACUCCUGCUAAUCUAAUAUUGAUGACCUAUCCUGAUAGGCCAUUAAAGGGGUGGUCUCAUCUCAGAAAAUGGAGGCAUAUCGACAGGAUAUGCCCCCAUUGUCUGAUAGGUGCGGGUCCCACUGCUAUCGAUAACGGAGCCCUUAAAAUAACCGAGCGCUGGCUCAGCUAUUUCCAUUGGCCCUAUAGAAGUGAAUGGGAGCAAUGACCGGUCAUGCGCGGUGUGCUCUCAUUUACUUCUAUGGGGAGAGUGCUUGGUGGUGGCUGGGCCGGAGUCCUCCAGCCACCACACUGCGAGGCUCAGUUCCAAAUAUAGGUGUGGGUCCCGGCGGUAGGACCCGCACCUAUCGGACAAUGGUGGCUUAUCCUAGCGAUACACCUCCAUUGUCUGAGAUGAGACAACCCCUUUGAUAUCAAAAUCCUGGAAAACCCCUUUAAUAUGAAGAUUUAUUGGAAAUGAAGAACAUACUUUAAAGUAAAAUUCCAGGCAAGUACAGUGAUCAACAUGGAGAGAAUUAUUGUAUCAUUCAUCCCACAUUCCACCCUGUAUUAGGCACCUGGUGUAUUGUUUCUUUCACAGUUUCUGCUCCCCAGUGCCAUCAGGCAUAGUUUUUAAAGUGUUUUGCCUACUUUUUUAGUUUAUGUAUUAUCCUCAAGUUUUCCUAAAUUAUUUUUGUCAGGAGAUCUUCUCGGGCAAAUGUUCAAACUGUGGGAUUUACAGUAUAUACUAAGGCAGAAAUGAUAUAUCCUUAUCAUUCUGUCAUAUGCAUCUGUUAUAUGGCAUUAAUAAAACACUCAUGAAUAUUUAACCUACUGUGUGCUAAAUAGACCAGUAUAGCAGAUUAUUAGAGUUUCGGUUUGAGAUUUUGUCUUGUAAGGCGUACCUCCAGUGGAAAAUACAGCCUUGAUCGACGUGCCCAUCACUUUUUGUGAAGUAUUUUCCUUCCAAGCACAGCCCUUUGUGCUGUAGACUAGUGAUGAGCGGAAU